Messenger RNA from Aphanomyces invadans, 4565 nucleotides. RefSeq lists its product as hypothetical. Lineage: Eukaryota; Oomycota; Saprolegniomycetes; Saprolegniales; Verrucalvaceae. Gene Ontology annotation, cellular component: cytoplasm. The record is from RefSeq and is a predicted model, not a curated record. The transcript is spliced from 14 exons. Gene Ontology annotation, molecular function: protein kinase binding; calcium ion binding. The coding region runs from base 171 to 4565 and encodes 1464 amino acids.
CAUGUCACUUCUUUGGUCAGGCCUGGGUCCAUGACGCUGCAAGGAUUCGUUGGCUGACAGGUAGUCGAUGUGCACGGUCGCCGUCUCGCCCGCAGGCACGCCGGUCGUUCUCAUGGCAUCGUGUCCAACAUCGGUCCGCUCCGCAUCGCAAUCCAUACACCAAGCGGGCAAUGUCUAGACCCCCGUCCAGCAACGAUGACAUGCGUUGUCAAUGUAACUCCGUCGCGGCGUUUCGUGUGUCUCAUUAUUCGAAACUCCCCGAGAAAGGUGGCGGCCGCGAAUCCGCCCCAGCGAUGGAUAUAUCACGCAUCAGCCAGCUCGGAAAGCUCUUUAGGAAGAAGAAAGGUUUGGACCUACGGCCGCAGUCUGUAUACGACCUGCAAAAAUUCCGCGAUACGUACCUCGCAGCUGCAGCACGGCGCCAUGUAUCCCCGCCCCCUUGCAUCGACAAGAUGAUUUACAAAGCCAUCUCGACGCAAAAAGACAUCACGACGAUGGAUUUUCGAGAAGAGCGCAUCACGGACGACCACGUGCUCGCCCUCGUCGAGACGUUGCUCGCGAUGCCCCUGGUGUCUUCGCUCGACUUGCGUGACAAUAUGAUCACUGAAAAGGGCGUGCGCGGCAUCCUCGAGCUCAUGCGCCACCAAUUGGUCCUGGUCAAGGGAGCGCCAGGGUCGCCACCUGCGUCGCCACUUCACGAUCCGCUUCCAGAUCACACUCGUUUUCUGACGAGUGUGCAGCUCAAAGGCAACGACGUGCCGGACGCACUCGUCCAGCAAAUUCGUCAGUACAUGACCGUGCUGAGUCGUGAAGACAAGAGACUCGAAAUUCAAGCCGUGCUCGUCCAAAUCGACUACAACGAAUCGGGGGGAGUGGACGAGGGCGAGCUCCGUGUGGCGCUCAAACUUUGCGGUGGCGAAGAGCCCACGAAGAAAGAUCUGGCGUACUUUUCUGACCAGCUGAACGCCAUGACGUGGCAAGCGGACGGUGGCUUCAACGCCCGGUCGUGCCUCGAGACCCUACUCCUGGCCAAGUAUGCCAAGUCGCCGUCCAAGAAAGACACGGCGGGGAUGCCGCCGUGGGAUUCCCUCGUCCAGAUCCGACACGCCGAGCUGGUGAAACCCAACGGCCCACCGAUCGAGACGUCCGUAGCUCGAACUGCGCCGUCGAAACCGGAGAGUCCUGUUGAAGCAAGUUCGCCAAAGCCUGCGGACGACCCGUCGUCUGCUGCGUCGAGUCCAGAAGUCCGACGCCGCAGUUCGCCAAACUUGAAGUCGCUGUUGCAAGAAACUAUCCUGACGGAUCGAGAGGACGAAGAUGGAAUACCAAUGGAUACAAAAGACGUUUUGCACGACGAGCCAGUUGUGGACGACGGCCCAUGCGCCCCAUUUGAGGACAAUGCGCUGGAGGUGGGAGGCGCAUCCGUCGACGGCGGCGAGGUCGCUUGCUACGACGAUGAAGAGCAGCUUGAGACAAACGAUGCAACUCCCGUCGAUCAAGAGAAGUUUGAGGAGAAACGAAACGAGGACUCUGUCGAGCAAUACGUGGACAAUCCUGUGGACUUUAUGGACGAUUCGACACCGGCCAAGUCAGUGGCGUUCGCUUUCGAUGACGAGCCAAACAGCUUGGUCGACACGGACGGCCCACUUGUGGUCACGGAAACUCCGUCGCAAGUUGCCGAGCAAGACGUGGAUGACAUGGUGCUGGCUGAAGAGUGUCUUGCGAGCGAUGUCGUCGUGCUGCAGCACACUCGGACGGCGGCGAAACUCAAGCACAACGAGAUCCGAACAGGGAUGUCGUUGUCGCGGGCAUUCGACUCGAUCGACUUUGUCAACGUCGUGGCGUUGAUAUUGUCGCACAACUUGCUCGAGUCGGUCGCGUUUUUGAGAGCGAUGGAGCCGAUGCGGGCACUGCGGGUGCUAGACCUGUCCAACAACGCGCUCGCGAAACUUUCUGCCACCGACAUGGUGGGCAUCCGCAACGUCGAGGUCCUCGAUUUGUCCAAGAAUCAAUUCAAGUCGAUUUGCGGCAUCGAGCACAUGACGAGGCUGCGAGCGUUGAGUUUCGAAGGCAACAGCAUUCGUUGUGCCAAGAACCUCGAGUGUCUCGAGCGAUUGGAGAUUUUGAACCUGUCGCACAAUGCCAUCAUGGUGCCGCAGUCGCUUCGAUUGCUAUCGAUGAACAAGAACUUGACGCACCUGAACAUUGACGAAAACCCGGUCGUCAGUCAGGGACAACAUCGCAAGAACAGCGCGCACAUCCUCAACAUCAUCCCAACCCUGCGUUCGCUCGGGUGCAUCCACUUGGCAUCGCUGAUUGUCAAAGAUAAGAAGAAACUCCCGCCCGAAGGCGGACUGGCGUCGGCUUCCCCCAAGAAAUCCAUCUUUGACUUUCUCCAACACCCGCGGCCAUGGGUAGACUCUGCGUGCGACUUGCUCGGACUCGUCUGCGAUGCCCCUCGUGACGUGCUGGUGCCUCCAGCGCCAAAGGUGUCUCGCGCUCACCAAAAGAAUAAGGACGAACAGCGCAGCAAGGCCCCCGUGCAUCACGUGGCGCCGAAAGUCCCGCCCCCGAGCUCACCAAAACCCCCUACUGCCAAAUCGACCGUGUCGUUUUCCAGCCAACAGAAAAAAGCCAUUGCGCUCAGUACACCACGUCCGCUUGCUGCGAACGCCAAAGGACCGCCCUCCGUACUCUGUCAUCCUCCUCGACCGACUCGGGUUGUGACAGACGUGAAGGUGAACGUGGCUGCCGUCCCUUUGACAAAAAACUUUCUCCAACCGACUAAAGCAUCGCUGUACAACGUCGCCGAGCAGAAACAAGCUCGGGAGAAAGCCAAGGCAAAGAAAAAGAAACCACCCAACGCGCUGUACAAGCGCCUCAAACGACGAGAAAACCAACUUCGACACGUCGUGGCUACGUCCCCCGUCAAGCUCGUGCUGGCGGAGACCCAGAUCGUCGAGUCGCCUCCCCCAGCACCAACAAUCUGCAUCCUCAACCAUCCAACUGCACAGGUGAUGGACAUUCUCACGUCAUCGCCGGUCAGGCCAGGACCGAUCGCUGUCACAUCCACAGACAAGUUUUUGGCCCAGAUUCGCUUGAAUGAGUUUAUCACGUUGGUCACCGAAGCCCAUGUGACUGCCAGCACCGCUUUGGAUGUUCUCCUCGGGCUCUGCGAACGGUCUCGGGACAUGGGGCGAUUCACAACGUACACAGCUAAUUUGGAAUCGCUCGAUAUUUUCGCGGAUGUUGUGAUCUCUCCGUCGACACAAGCUGUGCUCGACACGGCCAUGGUGGAAUCGCCGACGCAACCGCUACCUAUCGUGGCCUUGCUUCACGAGCUACAACUCGUCAAACAAACGCUAAAGACCCUGGUGCACCAUGUGACUACCUCGACGGCAACGCUCGGGUCGACGGAACUGCGCAGCAUGUGCGCCACAAUUCGAGCGGGUCAGCUUGGCCAUCUUCUGCCGCAGUCCCUCCCAGUCCAUGACAAGACGGAUCCCCCACCGUCGAUCGAUCUGUCGAUACGUUCUUCACCGACAAUCGCAACGUCCCUCGAUUUGUUGUCACCGGUACACAGCGCGGAGGUCCUGGCUGAGAAGAGCCCCGUCGAUGCGGCGUUUGGCUUGGAUGAACGUGAGAAUGACGACGAUUUCCUCGCCGAUGCGGCGACUGUGCUGGCAUCACCGAACAAAACGGAAAUUUCACCUGUGGACGGUCCAGCAGCUGCACCAAAGGAAACAAUUCUUUCAGCCAUCCACGAUUCACUUGCAUGGAAUUCCGCCGACGACAGGACGUGUACAUUCGGUCCACUGCCUUCGCCGUCUACGGCGCUGGACGAUGGCGCUGCGACUGACGUUUUUACCUUCGAAGAUGACCCUUCUGUUGAAGAUACACUGGAGCAAGCACCGCCUACAGCUCCAUCCCACCGCUCAGAGAGUGAAGUUUCCGAUGCCAUUGAUCUGGACGGCGACGCAAUCCGUGCUCCUAGCCCCGCAUUGGACGACUCUGAAACACAAGUCGUUCAAGGCGAUGCUGCCGAGCCAACAACGGUGGAAGAGGAUCAAGCUGACGACGGCGAGGAGGCAGUCGACCCUGGCGACGCUGGCUUGGACGUCGACGACGGCGAUCGUUCAGUCGAAAUGGAUGGGAAUGCCGACAUUGAAGUGGAAUACGAAGAGGAAGACGACGAGGAAGAGGAGGCGCUGACGUUUGGAGAUUGGGAGCAAGGGUUCGAUGAAGCGUCGAAUCACCAUUAUUGGUUCAACAAUGUCACCGAGGAAAGUUCGUGGACGCCACCGGAAGGAUGGCCGCAUCCUUUGGUCGUGCAAGAGGUCGCGGCGGACCACGAUGGCGACGAGAUGGUUGACAAUGGCGAGGUAGCCGCUGCUGAAGAUGCCGAGGAGCCGGGCGAUGGAGCGGCUCACGACGAAGCCGACGAUGCGGAGAUGUCCCUCGAAGCGCGCAUUGCCAUGGCGCUGGGGGACGGCUCCACGUCUCCUGCUGGCGACAACGACGACGACGAUUUUGAUUUUGACGACGAUGCGUUGCCAGACUUGUAA